AUGGAUGUGCCACUGGGUUUAAGCCAGACGUUCAACGUCAAGAGAAACAGCCAAAGCAACCAAAGUAUUCCCAUGGCCUUGCGGACAAGCCAGACAUUCAACGUCAGAGAAAUUAACCGACUCGACCAAGGUAUGCCCGUGGUCCCGCGGACAAGCCAGGCGUUUAACGUCAAGGAAAUCAACCAUGCCAACCAAGCAGCAUCAGCAUCACAGAUUGCUUGCGAAGAUGCAAGCUUUGUGUUAGAUCAGACCCUUCCUGAGCAAGAGGAUUGGUCAUGGGACAAUCUCCCCGACAUCUUGUAUCAGCUCCAUCCCGUCGGGCCCAAGAGCAAGUCCAAGAUAGGAAUGAAAGCAUAUCCAAUCAAUGGAAAGUAUUUGAGAGAUAUUCCUGUUCUGCCUGACCAAAUCCCCACGGAUGUUGAGGAGUUUCGGGUGGAGGCUUGGAUCCGACUGGACCGCCGCAUUCGACUCGACGACAUCCUUGACAGAAUGCCAAGGGGUCACAGUGUUAAACCCAACGCCCUCCAGCAGAGAGGCGGCCGAUUCCGUCAGGCGUUUUUCCUGUGUGCCUGGGACUCCGGAAACAAGAAGAGCAUUGAACUAGGUGCUGAAAUCGAGCAGAAGUUGGUUGCUAAAGGCAUCAGCCUUGGCCUGAACACCACUCGUGGGAUCACUCCCGGCUUGAUCAACCCAGUUCUAGGAGAAGCUGGCGGCAGAAUUCCCCUUCCCGCAUUGUACCAAGGCAAGAAGCUGGCAAAGAAAAUCCCAAAAUACUCGCAAAGGAACAAAUCGGACAUCCGUAGGACUGGAGUCCCAGUCUCAACAGCUACCAACACCAAGCAAGCUCCUGAGCUCGUUCUGAAGGAGCAUACAUGGAUCGAGCCUUUAUGCCAUCCGUAUGAUACCGAGUUAGAUAUCAAAGAUGACUUUCAGUGGAACCAGACGGAUGAUUACUUCGCAUCUUUUGGAAUGCCGCUCUUUGAAGAAGAGAAGAUCGCGCUGCGUGCCAGAUGGGCACCACUUUCAGAUGGCAGUAAUUUGACUGCAGAUGCGCAGGUCUCGAGCAUCGUCGACAUUGAGGACUGGGCUCUGGGUUUGCAAUCAUUUGACUUCGAGUCAAAGGCUCAGCCUACAGAUAGCCUCUUUGACAGGAUCAUGCAGGACUAUCACGACCGUGAGCCGUGGCGCCUGAGUACAUUGUACCGGGAAAUGGGCGAUGGAGAGUUUGACAUCUGA
Aspergillus uvarum CBS 121591 is the source of this 1236-nucleotide messenger RNA. RefSeq lists its product as uncharacterized. NCBI's taxonomy places the organism in Eukaryota, Fungi, Ascomycota, Eurotiomycetes, Eurotiales, Aspergillaceae. The record is from RefSeq and is a predicted model, not a curated record. The transcript has 3 exons. Bases 1 to 1236 code for a protein of 411 amino acids.